UUCCACUGGGCCUUGAAUACAGUCCACCGAAGUAGAAUCUCGAAUUUAAGCGACUCUGGUUUUUCCGCCAUCAACUGGAGACAGAGAGGGUUUGUGACCAAACUUCGAAAGAAAAGAGAGCAAGAAUCAGAGAGAGAUGGGAGUGACAAAGGAGCAAGUUGAGUCUUCACUGACCUCUAAGUUGAACCCUGCACAUCUCGAAGUAAUUGAUACAUCUGGAGGAUGUGGUGCUAGCUUUACUAUUGAGGUAGUAUCGGAGAAGUUUGAAGGGAAGAGGUUGCUGGAGAGGCAUCGGGUGGUAAACGCAGCUCUGGAAGAGGAGAUGAAGCAGAUUCAUGCUCUCUCGAUAAAGAAAGCUCUGACACCAGAGCAGUGGAAACAACAGCAGGAGUCUGAAAAACCUGAACCUGCUGCUUAAACAUAAUCUUUCAAAGUUCGGGUAUUUGGUGUAGCUGAUAAGCUCGAAAGUGUUUGGAAUAGAUUUUGAGUGGGAAACUGUAUGAAAUUUCUUUUCUUCCGACCUCCUACGUUACGGAUUGAAAAUAUGUUGCUAAAAUAAUGGUUACUGCUCUUGCUUUGUCACACAAAAUCAUGUUAAUUAUUUUACCCACUGUGUAUACGAGAUAUUUCUGUAUUUUGGAUGAGUCGUGAUAUACUAAAUAUAUAUGAGUAUAAUAUAUAGGUGUUGCAUAUUGCACCUCUGCUCAGACUGAUCUCUAGAUGUUCGAUGAAAAGUCUAAAUGAAGUCAAUUUGC
Molecule: messenger RNA, 755 nt
Organism: Prunus persica (peach)
Lineage: Eukaryota; Viridiplantae; Streptophyta; Magnoliopsida; Rosales; Rosaceae
Product: protein BOLA2
Exons: 3
Coding region: 137-418 (93 amino acids)
Biological process (GO): intracellular iron ion homeostasis
Cellular component (GO): nucleus; cytosol
Molecular function (GO): 2 iron, 2 sulfur cluster binding
Source: RefSeq, a predicted model, not a curated record